GUAAAAGAAGCACGUUUGUUAUUAUUGUGCCGCCAUUUAUAAAAUGUCAAAUGUCGUACUUGACAGCAGACGUUUCAAGUUUAUCUUAAAUGCUGAUCUCCAAAUGAAUAGGCGUUUCGUUGGCACAUAGUGAAGUCUCAGGAAAGAAUCUGACAUUUGAUGUUAAGACAUCUUACUUUUCACAUCAUGGUGGAACACACACGCAUCAUUAGACAUCAGAACAAUGUCUACAAGAUCAGGGUCAACUUUGAAGAAUCCAGCUUAAAAUCAAAAUCAAAGGAAGUAAUCUCUUUCGAAACAAUGGAGCCUGUUAUUAGAGCAGUGUUGUACGCCGAGGAGAGGGGCCGGCUGUUGAGGUUUGUGGACACAAAGGAGUAUUCAGUCUCUUGUGCAAAGAAGUACUGGAAAGCUUCUGAAACACUGGGAUUCAAGCAGAACGGGAAGACUCUGGUAGCAUACCCCUACAUGCUAUUGUUUAAUGUCAGGUUAAACCCUAAAUGUAAUGAGGUGACUAGAAAGAGGGCUGUGAACUUAGAGAACAGUCGUGCAGAUGGGACAAAAGGACAGAGAGGCUAUAUGUCAGAAAAGACCAACAGGCCUAAAAGUAUAGCUGACAUUAAUCAGAACUACAGCUUGCCAGUUGUUGUGUUAUCUAGAGUAUCUGUGCCAUCUUGUAAUCAACAGAAGAAAAACCCUGCAAACACUCCUGUUCGUAGAUCUACUAGGAAGAUCGGUACACCAUCUUUGAGAAGUGAAAGAUUUCCAGAAAAACGUAAACAGUCCAGUUUUGUUAGUGAGCCUGAAAAUAUUAACAGCAGUACUAAAAGGCUAAGAUUUAAUCGUGAAGAUGGUCAUAACAAUUGUUCUCCUGGAAAUGAACGUCAUACUUUUUCAGGAGUUGAUGACUCUGGUGAACUCUCACAGUCAGAGCAUCGUGACAGUCGACUGCAUCGAUCGACAAUGAAGAACUCAGUGGGAGAAGUAAUGGUGAUGUCCCCAGCCAUUCCUAAACUGACAGAAACACUAGACAGUUCAAGUUCUCGAAGAAUUACAUCUGGGACUCCUCGACAAGCAGGUAACAGAACUGAAUCCCAAUAUCAUAAUUCCCCUGGAUUGUCGAGAGCUGCCAUAAAAAAUACAAGAAAGAGCCCAAGGAUACUUCACAGAGAGAAAACUGAAGAAGCCAAGUGUUCACCAGGACCAAGCUCUCCGCCAAGAGAGACACACCGACGGGCAAGUUCAGGAUUCUGGAGGCUUAUGGAAGCUUUAUUGACACCUGUGAAAUUGUUAACAGGACGACGCAGUAAAUAGAAUCUGUGAUUCUGUGCCAUCUAAUUACAGGAGAGGCUUCUCAGACCAGACCUUUUAGAAAUCCACUUAUUCCAAAAAUUUGAAUUAUAAAAAAAUUAUAAAUGAAAAGCUGAGAAUUUUAUAUUCUGCUGACCAGAGAAUAAGUCAAAUGUUAAAAAAAGUAAACGUUAUUUACUGUUGCUAUCAAUAUAAAUAUAUCAUUUAAGAUACUAUUGUUAAAACCUGUUGAAAAUUUAUUUGAAAAACUUCCAAGCACAACCGAAUUUGACAAAUUGCGAGAGGAAGUAAAAAAUAAAAUUGAAUUUUUUUAUUUUGAUGUUUUACCGACCUACCAAUCUGAAUUUUGGGGUCCAAAAUCUGGAGAGAGAAAAGAUAAGAAAUCUGACAUCAGUUAUUCGUCACGUGUUAUAUAGAGAAUCGCACCCGUGUGUCUUUUGAUAUCAAAUAUAUCAACACAAGUUGAUUAAAGCGAAAAAACUCUGAGGCUUGAGUUUUUCCAUUUUUAUCAACGACUGUUGAUAUAUUUGAUGUUAACAGACACAAGAGAUUUUAUUUAUCAUCCAACAUCAUUCUUCCAACUUUUUCAGUUUGUAGACUGCAAUAAGCAGUGUCUUCAG
Messenger RNA from Haliotis rufescens (red abalone), 1928 nucleotides. RefSeq lists its product as uncharacterized. Gene Ontology annotation, molecular function: DNA binding. Gene Ontology annotation, biological process: homologous chromosome pairing at meiosis; meiotic attachment of telomere to nuclear envelope. NCBI's taxonomy places the organism in Eukaryota, Metazoa, Mollusca, Gastropoda, Lepetellida, Haliotidae. The record is from RefSeq and is a predicted model, not a curated record. The transcript is spliced from 2 exons. Gene Ontology annotation, cellular component: nuclear inner membrane. Bases 160 to 1311 code for a protein of 383 amino acids.